This is a messenger RNA of Habropoda laboriosa, 1206 nucleotides long. It is a transcript of the gene Dd, whose product is annotated as CTD nuclear envelope phosphatase 1 homolog. Lineage: Eukaryota; Metazoa; Arthropoda; Insecta; Hymenoptera; Apidae. The transcript has 5 exons. Gene Ontology annotation, molecular function: protein serine/threonine phosphatase activity. The record is from RefSeq and is a predicted model, not a curated record. The coding region runs from base 36 to 767 and encodes 243 amino acids.
UGCCGGACUUCGGCCCGGUGAGAAGAUUAGUAGAGAUGCUGAAGCAAUUGCAGAUGGGGAUGAGAGCUUUCCUUUUGAUGGCCUCCCGUGUGUGGACAUGCGUCUUUUUUCUCCUCAAGAAGCAGGUUAGAGCCAUAUCACAAAUGCAACCUGUUAAGUAUGAGAUCUUCCCAUUAUCUCCUUUGUCAAAGCACAGACUUAGUAUAGUUAAGAGGAAAGUAUUAGUAUUGGAUUUAGAUGAAACAUUAAUACACUCUCAUCAUGAUGGAGUGGCAAGGCCAACAGUUAGGUUUGGUACACCACCAGAUUUUAUUCUUAAGGUGACAAUAGACAGACAUCCAGUCAGAUUUUUUGUCCACAAAAGACCACAUGUAGAUUUUUUUUUAGAUAUUGUUAGUCAAUGGUAUGAACUAGUGGUUUUCACUGCUUCCAUGGAAAUCUAUGGAGCAGCUGUUGCAGAGAAGUUAGAUAACAACAGGGGUAUUCUAAGAAGAAGAUACUAUAGACAACAUUGUACACCAGAAAUGGGUUCCUAUACUAAAGAUCUGUCUGCAAUUUGUUCAGACUUAGCAUCAGUCUUUAUAGUUGAUAAUAGUCCUGGAGCCUACAGAGCUUAUCCUCAUAAUGCAAUACCAAUAAAAUCGUGGUUUAGCGACGCAGGAGACACUGCUCUCUUAAGUUUACUUCCAGUUUUGGAUGCACUACGUUUCACACAAGACGUGCGGUCCGUUCUUUCAAGGAAUUUACAUUUACAUCAUACUUGGUAGCAUAGCCCGGAUUAAUUAUUAUUUAGAUUUAUUAGAGAUCGAGCUGCAAAAACAGUUUAGCGUGUUUAAUCUAGGAUUAUUAUUGUUACUGGUAAUAGACAUAGGAUGCUGUCUGAAUGACGACACGAUGAUCCUUCUUGACCCUGUCCUCGUUUUCUACGCUCGUUAAACACGGAACCAUAGCGAAUAAGUUCACAAAAAAAAAAAGAAAAAAAAAGAAAAAAGAAAAAAAGGGAGUGGGACCUUCAACCAAACUAUUUGCAUCAGCACAAAAUAUCCUGGUAUAUUUUCCUUAUGUUCAUGUGUGCGCAAUAAUACACGUACACCACACAGACAAACACACAUAAAUGCACACGCCACACACGAAUACACGUACACACAUAUACACACACGCGCGGUGUGUUUUCUUAAAAGGAUGUAUUUGCCAAAGAUCGAGAUU